AUGGGCUAUGAAAUUGUUCGUCAAGAAUGUAUUAAAGAACCUGGAAGACGAAGUAGAUUAUGUGAUCCAGAAGAAGUCCAUCAUGUGUUGAAAAAUAAUGCAGGAACUGAUGAAAUUGAAGGCAUAGUAUUAGAUCUGUCCAAAAUUAGACAUGUACACUUGAGCAUUGAUACCUUCAAAAAGAUGUCCAAUCUAAGAUUUAUAAAAUUCUAUUCGCUCAAGGAUAGGAGAUCUUGCAAGGUGGAUCUGUCUUCUGGCCUUGAAUUAUUAUCUGAGCGAUUAAGGUACCUUCAAUGGGAUGGUUAUCCUUUGGAGUCUCUACCAUCCUCAUUUUGUCCAGAGAAACUUGUUGAACUUCGCAUGCGAAACAGCCGAGUUAAAAAACUUUGGGAUGGAGUGCAGGAUUUUGUGAACUUGACGAGAAUAAAUCUGGCUGGAUGCAAACAAUUGAUGGAGCUACCUGAUCUUUCGAAGGCACAGAAUCUUGAAUCCGUGGAUCUUGAAUCAUGCGAAAGUUUGUGUCAUGUUCACCCAUCUAUCUUAUCUUUACAAAGACUUGUUGCUUUGAAUCUCAAUAAAUGCAUUAAACUGAAGAAACUUCGUGGUGAGAAUCCUCUACAGUCUCUCCAAGAGAUUUAUCUCAAUUGGUGCUUUAGUUUGACAGAAUUUUCGUUGCCAUCACAAGAAAUCGCGAGCUUAAAACUAGAAACCACUCGCAUUGAGAUGUUGGACUCAUCAAUUGGGCAUCUCAGUAAGCUUAAACAGUUCAGUGUUAAUGGUUCAAGACUGAAGAGCCUUCCAAUAAAUGAGUUAUGCUGUUUAAGAUCUCUGCAGGAGCUACGGCUUUGUAAUUGUGAGCAAGUAAUUGACAAACUGAAGCUGCAUAUUCUGUUUGAUGCCUUGCGGCUUUUACAAAAACUACAUUUGGAUGGGUGUCGGAACUUAAUUGAACUUCCUAACAAUGUCAAGCAUCUCUCAGGGCUAAAAGUUCUUUCUUUGAAGAAUUGUGACAGACUACAAUCUCUACCAGAGCUUCCACCAUCCAUCGAAGAAUUAGAUGCCGCCAACUGCCCAUCCUUAAGGACAAUAACUCUCACUUCUCGGGAAUAUUCUUUGUCGCCAGAAGAAGGAAUGAUGGCUUUAACACCGUAUCCCUCAAUUGGGUAUCUUAUGAAACUUAGAAAGCUUCGCCUUAAUGUCUCAAAUCUGACGAACUUUUCAAUUGAGCAGCUAUGUUAUUUGAGAUCUCUUAAGGAGCUCACUCUUCUUGAUUGUGGACCAGUGAUUGGUAAGUCAAACCUGCUCAAGUUAUUUGAUGCCUUGCGCUCUUUGGUAGACCUUUAUUUGGAAGGAUGUAGUAACUUGCAUGAGCUUCCUGACAACAUGAGCUCCUUAUCAUCGUUAUAUUUAGUGGGAUUAGUACGAAGCAAUGUAGAGUACUUUCCUUCUAGCAUCAAGCAUCUCCUGAAGCUAGACUACAUUUACUUGACCAAUUGCAAGAGGCUUCGAUGUCUACCAGAACUUCCACCAUUCACUAGAUACGUGAAGGCCACUAAUUGCUUAUCGUUGGAGGUUGCGUUCCCUUUAACAACUUGUAGGCCGCAACGGAAAUAUCUAUUGGAGUCCCUCUUUCUUGAAAACUGCUUGAAGUUGGAGCAUUCACUUUCCAGUAUUGAAGAAUAUGCUUACUUGUCGUUGAAGCGAGCGGCGUAUCUCAAUCGAACUGGUGCUUUUUGUUACCCAGGGAGAAAAAUUCCAGAGUGGGUUAGAUAUAACCAGACAACUAAGGCUUCAAGUUUCAUAACCAUUGAACUCUCUUCAUCUGUGAACAAUUGUUGGGCUUUGUUUUCUGCUCUGUUCUUCCUCAGUUCACGUCAAAGCCAAAUUGUCAGAGUUACCUGA
This is a messenger RNA of Neltuma alba, 1902 nucleotides long. Its product is annotated as protein SUPPRESSOR OF npr1-1, CONSTITUTIVE 1-like. Lineage: Eukaryota; Viridiplantae; Streptophyta; Magnoliopsida; Fabales; Fabaceae. The transcript has 3 exons. The record is from RefSeq and is a predicted model, not a curated record. Bases 1 to 1902 code for a protein of 633 amino acids. Gene Ontology annotation, biological process: defense response.